This is a messenger RNA of Porites evermanni, 9207 nucleotides long. The record is from the annotation of a GenBank genome assembly. NCBI's taxonomy places the organism in Eukaryota, Metazoa, Cnidaria, Anthozoa, Scleractinia, Poritidae.
AGAGUAAGAAAUAUCUCAGUUAAAUCCUUCUUGGCCGCAAAGAUCAAGAUGUUUAAAAUUCUAUUCGCGAAGAACGAAAGUCGAGUGUGGGCUAUGAGCUUUAUCGCCGAAAAUAAUUUUUUCGGACCGUUUAAUGGUGACUUCACCAUACUGAUUAAAAGAAUUCAGUACCUAGAAAGAUCUAGUGCGCCUUUGGAGGUAAGUUAGAAAUUUCAUGGUUAUUAGAUUUAGGACCAUAUUAACCCUACUUUAACAGCAGGGGAAAAAACGGAACGCGAAGCUUUUAAAGCAAAAAUAAGAUCAAUUGCACAGUGUUACUUACCUCUGAGAUUUUGCGAUUUUAAUUUCUUUAUCAAUAAUCCUGAUGUAUAGAUACACAAAAAAAGACAAAAAUCCCAGAUGAUUUGAGUUAAUCUUUAGGUUUUUAUCCUGAUUUAGUUUUAUAAAUUGGGGUAUUAUUCUCUUUGCAACUAAGAACAACAGUCAGAAUACAAAUUACGGGAUAACCUCAAUCAGUGAUAUACUGUUAAGGCUGAGUUUAUUCUUCAAAGCUUGUUCCUCAAAAAUCGACUGAACUUUUUAUGAUUCACGUAAGUUACAAACAUCUCUCCGAAUUACUACAUGAAAGCUAAACAUAUGCAAAAACACUCCGAGUCCCUUUUUGGAAAUCUCUCUUAUCCGGACCUUUUGAAUAAAAUAAUUAAAAGUCUUUAUCCAUCAUUCUCAUAUCACCGAGUAUACUUCCAGAUAGAGCCAAGUUACAUCUACAGAUAACAGUUAACGAAAAAUUUAUUUCAGGACUGCCUCAAGGUUUUCUUGUAUUUUUUUGCUCAAAACGUUAGGGAUAUCUGACUGUGUUUUCAUGGCUUUGAAAAGCUAAGUACAGAGAAACGGAAAGUUUCAUGCACAAUUCAAAUAAAAUGAAAAAUAGUAAAAGUAACGAAGUCGCACGAAUUGAAAAGCAUAACUCGUGCGACAAACGUGAAGUCGGUUAAAAGUGGACAUGAGAUGAAAAACCUCACUACCAUUUUUAAGGUUAUAUUUAAGUACAGCUCGAACUGAUUAUUUUUUUAGUAGGGGCAUGACAGCAAUUAAACGAGAAAUUGAGAAAAAAACUCAUUAUUAUUUUAAUCUAUCGGGAGUUUUGCCACGACUAUGUAUUAAGGUCGCGGAAAUGAAAUGUGUUUGAUACUUCUGAUUUUAGUCCGAAUGCGCAGUGAGGAAACCAAAUUAAGAAGAUGAAUAAGAACUAGUUCAGCUACUUAUUUUUGACCUAAUAAUAAUCAAUCUGUAACAGGUUUGUAAUUAAGCUAAAAACGGAGUGCUUUAAUUUUUCCCUUCAGUAUUAUAGUUGAAAGAAUGAGGGUAACUUUUUCAUGAUCUUCUCAGCUGAAUAAAAACAGUUAAGUCAAAUUUUCAUUUUCAAGAACUGUUUGGGCCAUAGAUCGUUUAGACGCAUUAAAAUGUACGAGAAUUGUUUUUCCGAGUGCGCACGAACAAGCUGCUUUUGAAUAUCCGAAUAUUUUACUAGAGAAGUGGGAAAACUAGCAUAUAACGCCAAAUUGCUGGGAUGGGUAGACAAAGAGCAUAUUACUUGAUAUUUUAAGCUAGCCUCCGCGGCGCGAACGAACCUGAUCAGAUACCCGCGAUUCCGACGUCUUUAGACAAAUCAAAUUCUUUAGUUUCAAUUCAAAUUCUUUAGAAAAAUGUACAGACAAAUUCUCUAUAAUGUCACUAUGGAGUAUUCAUUCCUAAAAAAAAUUUUCAUGGUUCUGCCUUUAAUGUUUCCAGUAUGAUAUUUUCUUCCGUAAAUGACUUAUAAACUGCUACAAUUAGUUUGGGAGCCAUUUUUUACGUUCCUCGAAGACUUGUUAGCACAAAUAGCGCCAAAAAGUCAACGGCACUCGAGUAGGUUUACUUUCCAUUCACUGCGUGGUUUAAUAUUUACUCUUUCAAGAAGAACAAUGUUGUACGAGGCCUUCAUUUUGCUGCAUCAAGACUUUGUUCAUCCUCAGACUGAAAUCAACUUUCUUUCUGCUCAAUAAUGAAUUUAACUUUGCCCAUCUCAUCUCAACGGACGGUCAAUCAACUCGAAUAAUUGACAAGGGGAAGUGUAACUUUUUUCUUUGCUGUUAGUAAGACCUUAAGAUUGAAACCAAAGUUGUUCCGGGAUAAAUGGAGGUCUAUUUACAAGGUGUUAAUGAAGUUUGAGUCAAGGUUUAAUAGCCAACAUACUCAACACAACUUGAAAACAUAUGUCAAGUUCUCAUCUUCUAGUAAUAAUAUUCAUCUUCAUGAAAAUGUUCUGUCUAUUUUCAAUAUGAUUUAUACCUUUGUCAUCGUUAAAGAAAACGAAACGAAAACGAUAGAGAAUAAGCUGAAAGUUAAGCUUGAUUUUACAAUAGCGUCGAUAGGAUUUGUUUUUCGAAUGAACUGUUGAUUGUUUCUGCACGAAGAGGAAAUUAAAAUGAAAUAACACCAAACAACAUAAUAAAAUACCGUAUAUUGUGGAAACGUCGUUGUUAAAACGAUGUACGACAAAAAGUAGAAUAAAACAGACAAAAACACACAACAAAUAAAAAUUUAUUGUAAAAUUUUGAGAAACACAAGAAAUAUUAGGCCUCCAGUUACAAUGUUGUCCAUUUUCGAUCCAGUCUUCCUUAGGAGUGAGUGUGUACAAGGCACGUGUUAAAAGAAUCAAAAUCAAGUUGCUUUGUGACAACUGAAGAUCAGGUUUGAGAAUCAAACAUUUGGCAAACAGCAAGAGUACAUUAGUUGGUAGACUCCACAAUCAAUAUAUCAAAGCAUUUUACACCUUUACAAUGCUGAUUUUAAGUGGUGUUUAUUUAAGACACUUACGAUCUGGCUAACAUAUUGUCAUUUGCCACUAAAUGAAAAAUGCAUAAAGAGCUUGGACUGAUUUUCGCGCCAUGAAAAUUAGAAAAGCUCCUGAAGAGGACGGAUACGCAAAACACUCCGUGGUUUUAAGGAUGCUAUUGUCCCUGGACACGAAUUGUAGCUUUCAGCUAAUACAGACAGAUUUCUCACAGAAGGUAACUCUUCAAAUUCUUACAGCUACAAAAAGAAAAAGGUUACAAGAAUAUAGACCUGAACAAGUUAAACCACAUCGAGGAAAAGACAGAAAGAAAAUACGAGGUAAUGUAAAAUUAGGCAUCAGAGAUUUUAGUCGAACUUAAGAACGUAGCAAACGUGAAUUUAAAAAGAUUCCUUUGCGAUGAUUAAAAGAUAUUUUCAGAGAAAAAUUAGCUACAACUAAUUAACGAUUGUGUGUAUUUCCAAGUCGAUAAAAAGAACUCUUUGUAACAUUGGUUAAACAUACGUAUGUCGUGAACUGACAGACCUGAAAUUAAAUCAAGCUUAUAAGGAACCCUAUUCAUCUUUAGGGAGAUUCCUUUCUAACGAAAUCGAAUGAAAAACUAAAAAUGACAUGUCUAAUUAAAUGCAAUACAGACGCCUCGUUUACAAUCGUCCAUUUCUUUCCUCAUUGUCUUGGUGAAAUAUUAAGCGUCAACGGUACACAUUUUGUAAUCCUCCGUGUUUAUCAUUUUUUAACAUAUUUUUUGUAGGUGAGAAUUUUGUUGACUUAAGUGACACUGCUGGUUUCAAAAUCUUAACCUAUCUACUUUUAAACAAUAAUUCGAUUCCAUAUUUUCCUGGAGAGGUUUUUAACCAUUUCAUUAAAUAGGGUUCUUUCAUUUAUUUUAAAGUUAUUGACGUUUCUUCGUUUACAUUUUAACAAUGAUGGGUCACUCACUUCUUUUUUAACAUGUUUUCCCUUUUUUGGUGUUUUGAUCGGGCCUGAUAAACUUUUAUUAUCUGAGUCUUCUCAGUCCAUAGCUAUACUGAACAUGCAAGAGCUUGAAUUGAAUUUCUGUAAUAAACUUCAAAAUACGUGAAUCAUUUCACAUUCUGAUCAAAACAUAGUGAUUGCGACUUGAAGACAUACAAAUGGCUUAAAAAUUAGUCAAAUUUUCGCUCGUUUUCUAUGUUCAUCUCAAUAAAUAAGAAAAAAAAUUUGAAUUUGCUAAUCCAUCAAAAAACAAAGCCUGCGCCACAGACAAAGUUAAACGUCUGGUUAAAGGGGAAAUGUGGAGCUUAAUUUGCUAUCUUUUCUCAGUUUUAAAAAGUUAAAACUAUUUUCGCAUUUACUGAAUUCAAAAAUUAAUGGCUUAGUUUUGCUAUUUAAGCCAAUAUUUAGGCAUUACAAUUUUUUCCCUUUGUCUGUUGGCUUGGGAUGGCAAGGCUAAGAUGAACGGUGAAAAUGUUGGGCCAUCCGCGUUAAAGUUUUAAUGCUAUCCCUGCAAAAAAAAAAAAACACUCAAAAGCAUCAUAGUUAGAGCUCCCUGGUGAAAUUUGGCUGAUAUUUUCUCUAUAUCUCUACAACAGCAUUUUCUAUAUGGGUUAAGUUAGCAAAGUAAUGCGGACUUCAGCACAGAAUUCAUUGACAUUAGACUACAAUAUCCUCGUGACAAUAGCGUCUUCAAGUCUGUCGGCGAACUAGGGCCGAAAUUCCCCUUCUGCGCCACCAGCUGUGUACCAGGAUUUUGAGUACGCGCCUUGAUUGGCCGCCUGUUAAAAAAGCCACUGUACGAUUAGCCAAUCAGGUUAAAGGGAUGGAAACGCUCUCACGUAAUUCAUUAAGUCCGUCGCCGGGGGCAAUUGUCGGGAGCACAGAACAACGAUCUCGGCGCUGCUUCAGUUCGCAGACGUUACUAACCGGAGUAGAUUUACAAGGAAUAUUACAGGUAAUGCCAUUAGAGUGGACUCUGUUAAAUCAAUGAAGGGAAUCAAACAGUUUCUACUUACACUGACGUAAAACGCUAUAUCCGUUAACAUUUGGCAAAAAGAAGAAUUCAGUUCUACUACGUAAGAAUGCCUAUCAAAGGUUUUCCUCACAGAGAAAACGUUUAGAAACUGUGGUUUCUUUACGACACACCUGCCGAUCCGUUUGCACUUCCUUAGUCUCAAUUUGAAAUAAAAUUGCAGCAUAACCCACACAGUAUCUUAGUGUAGGAAGUUUUCGCGCAUUCAAAUUAGUAUGAUAAAAUCCUAAGUACCUAAUGCUGUCGGCCUCAAAAACCAUGUUCCUUAUACCUCAUAAUUUAACUUUAAUUGCCGUAUUUUCACCCACCUUUCUCUCAAACGUAAAACUGAACAAAGCACUUUCUUACUGCCGGGGAGAACGGACAGGAAAACUUUCAUGCACUUAAAAGAUGAUUUAGUAGCUCAGUCUGUGAUAAAAAUUGAACCAUACAUUUCCUGAAGAGUCAAAUGCUUUUGUUGUGAUACUUGAAACACUUCGUUGUUUUACCACUCGAUAUAGCAUCCAUGAUUGAUCACCUCGGAAGUGCAUAUGUACAAAGAAUAAAAAUACUGAAGCGGUGGUAACACAUUCGUAGAAAACAUUCUUGAGACUUACGAUCGCCGUAUGAUUUCUCUGCUCUCCAUUAUCAAAAGAUUUUCAGCAGCUUGAACGUAAAAGCAAUGUUUUCCGGCCUUCUUCAUUGCUAAAAGCGAGAAAAAAAUGACUUGAUUUUGUGCUAUCAGAGGUAUAUAACUAGGAAUUUAUCAGAGGGCAUCAUUUCGAAGCAAAAGCUUUGAAGUCGAUCCAGGAACAAAUUAUGUUAGCGUUUCUCGACUAUUUUCAGAUGAUCAAAACAUUUACUGACAUGGAGACUAAGUAGUCGCCUAUAGUUAAAUAUGGUAGGAAACCUCAGUCUAUUUUUGCCUAUCUCUCUUUCGUUGCUGGGAACGGUUUACAUUUUCAAGAGGCCAAGUGAGCUAGUCAAUCAGACUUUUUCGCCGUUAGUUUCUCACACCGGAGAAGAAAAAUGAUGUGGGGCUAAUUCAUGAACCAGAAAAUCUAUACUUUGUUGCAUCGUACAUAGUUAAAAUUAACGAAAAUAUACUGAUGAUUAACUCCAGUCCAUGGCUGUCAGCUCUCCAGCAAAAUCAAGUUAGCUGAACGGUGCUGACAACGUUAGUUCGCAUUAUUUGGUGAUGACAACUGCAUUGAUGUUGAUUAUUAAGGAAGAGUACGACUUGGAACGAGAAAGGCUUCAUAAGAGCAAAAUUAAAGUACUUAGUUAUUUGGUUUGAAAAAGUCGCACCAUACAAAACUCGUUUUGCCUUUCGAUUUCUUGCGUUCAUAUAAUUCUUUCAUAUUUGUAUUGCAGGAUCCAGAAGAAAAAGACUCGGUCACUGAAUACGAUUCUUUGCAGCAGGACGAUAUUUCCUGGAUGCAAAAAGCCAGGCCAGCUCUCUCCGAAGAAGAACAGAACAUGGAGGCGAUUCGAUCGACAGACGAUAAAAUUUACUUCAGAUCCACAAGGGACAUUACGGCUGGCGAAGAAUUAAGAUUUUGGCUAGGACCAUCAUUAGUAAAAGAAUGCGGACUAUGUACACCAAAACCAGGCCAAAUGCAGAAAGGUGAGUUCAGUUUUAGCAGAAACUCAUAAACCGCCUUAUGAACUUCUGGUUUUAACAAAUAAUUUUUUAGGCACUUUUUACUCCAACUACAUGUGCACCAUUUUAAAGUUAGUCUUUUGCUGUUAUGCUAUCGGGUUAAUUGAAAUACUAUGUUCUAUUGCACAACAGACGAUUAGUUCACUAAAAUCUUCCUCAGUCUACGAAGAAAAUCUUUAUCACUUGACAGGAGUUCGCAAUCAGGUGGACCUAUCUUUUCUCUAUAAUUACUGACAACAAAAAUUCUCUAUUUUCCAAUUGCCCAUAAUACACUCUGUUUGCCCCCCAAAUUCUGCAUAAACCAUUGUUUUUAAAUGCUGCUGGGAGUAUUGCAUUUUCCCAAGAGCAUUUUAAGACAAUAAGUUAUGCAAAAUUUGGGGGGCAAACAGAGUGUAUUAUGGGCAAUUGGAAAAUAGUCAAUUAGCGAAUACUGACGCGACGAGGAAAUUAUUCAGUAUUCUUGGAGUCUCUUUCCUACAGAAAAUAAACUAAACACUGCAAUCGUCCUCAAGAAAAUUAAGGUGUUGGUCUCCUUUUCACUUCUUUUAAAAACAGAGGUUUGUGCAUUUUUCAAAUUAAAAGCACAAACCCUGUAGGUAUUGGCUCAAAAACUUCGAAUGAUGAUUGGAGUCAGUUAAAGACAAGUGAAAUAUUAAGCCGACUAUUUCAGAGUCCAAAAUGCUUUUUGGCAAAAUGGCACUACUUUUAAUUAGCGACAUGAUGUUGAGACUAAUGGGUAUAUUAUUUUUGUGGCUGAGCCUUUUAAGUUAAUUAUUUAGAAAGUGAACAACUCGAAACUUGUAAGAUAAGGGUAUUGGAUACUAGAAAAAACACCGGUUGUUUUACAUUGUCAACAAAAUAUUCAAGAUCGUGACACAGAUUUUUUUGACGCGGGGACGUGUUUGCUAACCAUUUGUUUGAAUGACUGUUUUUAUAAACUGAUGUUAGUUUAAGUUUUCUUUUUUUCAUGUAACCUUGCUUUAAUAGCUCACGUGACUUGAUUUGCAUAUUGUCUGAUGAGCAUUUGCAUAAAAUUUUAGAUUCCUUUUUUCGAUAUGCGUUAAACUUCAAAAUGUACACCAUUCAUAACUUUUUAAAGGAAUUUCUCAGAGGACCCAUGCAUUAAUUUCCUUGAGCCCAAAGAUUCUCUGUCAUGAGACAAUUUGGCUUAAAGAGCUUUUAUUCUCUAAUUUCCUUGUUCUAGAGUCUUAUUUGGUCUGCCAGAUUUGCCAGGAAAGCUUUCAAUAUUCACGUGCAUUUUCUGUGCACACAGCUUUUGGCUGUGAAAAACGUGGUUCUGGUUCGUUUCCCCAGUGUGAAGGUGAAGUGAAAGACGAUGGUUUAGCAUCAGCAAAUGAUGUUGAGACAAAUCAUUCACAUGACCAACUGGAAGAAAAACAACAGCACGGAAUUGAAAUCGAGGUUAAGAAGUCACUCAACGAAGAUGUUCCGAGUACAAACAUAGAAUUUUCGGAAACAGUCGGUAACAGUCGCGUCUUAUCGAACCCAAGACUAGCCAGCCUUAUUUCAAGCUUCUCCCGCCCUCGAUUACGUAAGCGGUUAACUAACGAGUCUCAGUCAUUAGCUGAAUACCACAAACAGGAGUUCCGAAAGAAAUUCCAGGGUAAUGAGCACUACCUCCGAAGGCAUCUUUACCGCGAAAACAUGGGGACGAAAGGCGCAAUGAAUUAUCGACGCCCACAGACUCUGAAAGAAACCUUCAAUUAUUCUGGCAUCCAUGGCGAUCAGGACGAAAUUGAGAUCCAAGAGGAAAGAGAGGAAUACAUAAACUGCUUUCGUAAAGACUACAAGUUAGCUGGCGGCGCCAUGUCUUCGUCACCAACUCAUGAAAUGUAUAGACGUAUAAAAACAGUUGACGCAAAAAAACAGGACGAUCAUAGAGAAAAUUUGCUAUCGAGUGACUCUUUGAGAACUUAUUGUGCAGUAUCAGGCUCAACAGAAAAUGACGCGACUUUCAUCACUGAUAGCUAUCCUACUAUUAAAACCCAAAAAUCCCAACAUGUGGACGAGGAACUAUUAUCACGUGAAACUGUUCGCAAAUGCACAUGUAACGAGCAUGACAACGCACGCGGUACUCCAAAAUCCCCAACCGCAUUUAAAAGGAUGUAUGCAGUACAAGACGUUGCUAUGGAGGAAGAUGAAAAAUGUAAUUUGAAUGAUCCUGUCCAGACACAUCUCAAUGGUUUUGAAUCAUUCUUUAUUUACCAGAGACUUCAAACAGAAGACCAAAUUUCAUACCGACAGCACUCACACUGUCCCUGUUACUCUACGCCAACACUGUACGAACCAAAGGGACAUGUCUCAAGGUAUUACGAGCCCGCGUUUUUGUUGGACUCAAUGUAUCGUUACUCCCCCUAUCCGCGCAUGCUUCCUUUUCUGACGCAUCAACCUGUUAAGUCUUUCCAGACCUCCUCACGUAAUAAAGGCUUCACAUGCGAGUACUGCGGCAAGGUAUACUGCAGAAAAUACGUGUUGAAAAUUCACAUGCGCACGCAUACAGGAUUCAAGCCUCUCCGCUGUAAAGUUUGCGAUAAGUCGUUCAGUGAUCCUAGCAACAUGAAGAAACAUGUAAAGCUACAUGAGAAUGAAGAUACAGUGCACAAAUGCCGACAUUGUGGGAGGAGCUUUGUGCGAUAUAGAGGAUUGUUAAAUCAUAUUAAAUCAAAGCAUUCUGAACUUGCUCCGACAGAAACAAUGUAA